This is a messenger RNA of Colletes gigas, 2021 nucleotides long. It is a transcript of the gene Lfg, whose product is annotated as protein lifeguard 2. Lineage: Eukaryota; Metazoa; Arthropoda; Insecta; Hymenoptera; Colletidae. The transcript is spliced from 6 exons. Gene Ontology annotation, cellular component: membrane. The coding region runs from base 550 to 1491 and encodes 313 amino acids. The record is from RefSeq and is a predicted model, not a curated record.
AAUGUGGUUAUCGAUUGUAACCGUUUCCAGAAAGUGCGCAUGACGCAUCAAGCUGACUCUGUACAAACAGGGAUGCGUUUCUCCUAAUAUUGUACACGUUUGUAAAAGUUUUAUAACACCGUUGUGCAAAUGUAUUUUGAAAUUCAUACAAGCUUUCGGAAAAUGUCCGCUUGAAGGUUUCGUCCCGCCAAUAGUCGUUACUGAAAAACGUUAAAGCAUCGUCUCGUACCUAUUUCGCAAUAUUGUGACUUACUUGUUUUACUACCAAAACCCAUUAUCAUCCGUUGUAUUUAAAUUUCUGUCCAAGUACAAAAAAUUACACUUUCUUACACUUCCAAAGGGAUAGGAAAAACUGCAUAAUUUACGUAACGUUUUCGCAGCUUUCAUUGUAUUUAUUUUUUUUUAUGUUUUUGUUCGUAUUGCCGGUCGAAAAUAUACGUAGUCUGCGUACAUACGUGUGUUUCUAACGAGAAUAUACAUUUUUCGAACAGCAACAUCGAUACGAGUGACAUCAAUGUGAAAUAGAAAUCUUAAAACAAAAUCCAAAAGAUGACAACUUGGCAAAGUACACCUGGUGCAGGAUUUUAUCCAGGACAACAAGGUUUUCCUCAACAAAAUCCUGGGUAUCCACCUCAAUCCGGAUAUAAUCCAGAAUAUAUAUCUCCUUUCGGAGCACCACCACCAGGCUUUAUUCCUCCUCCAGGCGCUCCUCCUCCAGGUGGCCCUCCUUACGGACCAGCAGCUCCAUUUGGUGCAGAAGUUCAAGGCAUGUAUGGGUCAAAUUAUGCAGAAGAUCCUAUGCAAGAUGAAAUCAAAGGAUUUGAUUUCAACGAAAAAUCGAUUAGAAAUGGAUUUAUCAGGAAAGUUUAUAGUAUACUGAUGUGUCAACUUCUAAUAACGGUGUCACUAAUAGCACUAUUCCUUUAUCAUCGCCCAACUCAACUAUGGGUGAUGCAUCACCCAGAAUUGUUUUGGAUUGCUUUUGUAGCUACUAUAGUCCUGAUAAUAUGUAUAGCUUGCUGUACCAGCGUAAGAAGGAAAGCUCCCAUGAAUUUUAUAUUUUUGUUCCUAUUUACGAUAGCAGAAGGUUUUCUAUUAGCUACUGCUGCUUCUACGUUCAAGUCUGAAGAGGUACUAUUGGCCGUUGGAAUUACAGCAGCUGUAUGCCUCUCGCUAACAUUGUUUGCAUUUCAAACAAAAAUCGAUUUCACUGGUCUGAACAGUGUUUUGUUUGUUGCAUUGGUUAUUUUUGUACUGUUUGGAAUAAUUGCAUCAUUCUGGCAUGGGAAAAUUAUAACUAUAGUUUACUCAUCCAUUGGAGCUUUACUCUUCUCUAUAUAUUUAAUCUAUGAUACACAAAUGAUAAUGGGCGGUAACAAAAAAUAUUCGAUUUCUCCAGAAGAGUAUAUCUUUGCAGCUUUGACUCUUUAUAUAGAUAUUGUCCAAAUCUUCAUUGACAUACUAAUGUUGAUUGGUGUCUCACGAAACUAAAUAUUGUAAUAUAAAUGUUUUUGACAGUCGCUGGAUUAAUAUAUUUUGUAAAAUGCUUUUAUUUAUCCUAAUUCUGUUUUUACUCUUUUGCCUUGGCGCACAGAGUAUCUUACAGAUACGUAAUUCAUAAUACGAUUUGGAGAAUAUUGGCAAGCAUAUUGAGCAUUAAUCUCUGUGAAAUAUAGUCUUUUCACGUUUUUCAAAGUAUAAUCAACAUAGAAAGUACAGAGAAAUUGUUUUAAAAUUCGAUUUACAAUCUUGCGAAUCAAAUAAAAUAAUUCCAAUGCUAAGAGAAGUAAGCUAAUCGUUAUUAUAGUUAAGAAUAUAAAUAGGUAUAUGAGAAAUGUAAAUGCAUAAUUGAUGUAUCUGUUUAUGUUCAUUUCAAAGUAUUCAUUAAAUUAUAUUCAUUAAAUGUGUUUGAGAAAGUAUUUCAUUUGAUAAAAAAAACCUACUUGCUUUUUAUACUUCACCAUAACACAACAAAAUUCUAUAUAUGUUGAAAACGAUUAACGUAAUCGUUAAUAUAUGUU